AUGGAUGAAGUAAGGCUGGCGCAAAGUUCUCUUUUUAAAAAUUUCAUUCGGAUGUCACCUACUGAUUUUGAAUUACUUUUGACGCUGGUUGGCCCAAUAAUAUGUAAAAGAAACACCUAUUUUCGUGAAGCGAGUGGAGAUAGCUUCGCGAGUUUAAUGUACACUUUUAAAGUUUCAACCCCAAGUAUCUCUCGCAUAAUAAAAGAUGUAGCUCUAGCUGUUGUGAAAGUUCUACAGGAAUAUGUACAGCUUCCUACCUCAGAAGAAAAAUGGUUGGAAAUUGCUCAACAGUUUCAAGAAAGGUGGCAUUUCCCACAUUGUCUGGGUGCCCUUGACGGGAAACACGUUGUAAUUCAAUGCCCCCCAAAUUCUGGAAGUUCUUAUUACAACUACAAAGGAACAUUUAGUAUAGUUCUCUUUGCACUUGUUGAUGCUAAUUAUUGUUUUCGAUACGUAAAUGUGGGACGACCAGGACGAAUGUCUGAUGGAGGGGUUUUUCUUGAUAGCUUUUUGUAUACAGCAAUAAGAGAUGGUGUACUCAAUUUACCAGAGCAAAAAAAUUUACCUGGAACUGAUAUUCUUCUACCAUACGUCUUUGUCGCAGACGAUGCGUUUCCAUUAACAAAACAUAUUCAAAAACCUUAUGUAACUGAUUUGCUGAAAGGAUCCCCUAAAAGAGUUUUUAAUUAUCGAUUGUCACGAGCUCGGCGUAUAGUAGAAAAUGCUUUUGGAUUACUAAGAUCAGUUUUUAGAAUUUUUCGAACACCGACUGAACUGAAGACGGAUACCAUUGAAGAAGUGGUGCUUGCAUGUGUUUGCAUCCACAAUUUUUUGCGACAAAGUCGUCAAUCACGUCACCUUUAUUGCCCUCCAUGUACUCUCGACUCUGACGUAGAUGGAAAUUUGGUACACGGAAAAUGGAGAAAAGACAUUGCAGGCGACACUGGAAUUACAAACCUUGCAAAGACGGGAGGAAAUGCCACAAGAGAAGCAAAAGAAAUAAGAGACGGUUUUAUGAAAUACUUUAUGUCUCAUGAAGGUUCUCUUUCUUUUACUCACAAUUGGUCCAAAAAGUCAUAA
Diabrotica virgifera virgifera (western corn rootworm) is the source of this 1080-nucleotide messenger RNA. RefSeq lists its product as uncharacterized. The record is from RefSeq and is a predicted model, not a curated record. The coding region runs from base 1 to 1080 and encodes 359 amino acids. Lineage: Eukaryota; Metazoa; Arthropoda; Insecta; Coleoptera; Chrysomelidae. The transcript is spliced from 3 exons.